This is a messenger RNA of Colletotrichum aenigma, 1095 nucleotides long. RefSeq lists its product as uncharacterized. The transcript has 3 exons. Lineage: Eukaryota; Fungi; Ascomycota; Sordariomycetes; Glomerellales; Glomerellaceae. Bases 1 to 1095 code for a protein of 364 amino acids. The record is from RefSeq and is a predicted model, not a curated record.
AUGGAGUCGCUGCAGGCGUCGCUGUGCGAUCGCGCCAGCAAGGAUCCUCAAUCUUCAACCAACCACUUCAUCAAACUCCCCAAUGAGCUUGUCCUCGAAAUCAUCAACCUCUGCCAGACGCGCAAAGCUCUCUCCCGUGUCAAUAAACAGCUUCGCUCGUUGACGAUUCCCUACAUCUUCCGGCGGAUGAGAAAGUGGAUCAACGAGGACAAGCUUUUUGACAGCCUUCAGGUCAUCGAGAAGAACCCUACCAUCCUGUCUGCCGUCCAACAUUUCUCUCUUUCAUCCGACGGCCCCAACAGACCUGCAUCCCGCUGGGACUUUCUUGACUCCGCCAGUGGUCCCUGUCCUGCAGCAACCCCUGCUCUGUUGGCAACCGUUCUGCAAAAGAUGAUUAAUCUCGAGGAGCUCUCACUCAGACUCCGCUACGGCAACAAGACUCUAUCAGGCCCUCUUCGCAAGGAACUUCUCGAUAAGAACAUCGUCUUAGCAUCCAUCCGAAUCUUGACCUUUGGCAACACAUCUACCAUGAACUUCGUCCCCAGCACUUUCAUCAACUUACGUGUGCUCAGUGUCACCGUCAAGACAUCUCCCAAGAAGACGCCUGGACUGCAAGCCGCCUCGACGAAAUUGCAGCUAGAGGUCCUCGAGCUCAAGCAGGACAAUUGGACGACUGAAGACGUUGAGGAAAUCUUCGAACUCUUCCCUCAAGUCUCGAAGCUUCUCGUUGACGGCGAGCUGAAGAACACCAGAGUCUCAGCGCUCAUCCCCAUAUUCAAGCAAUUCAACAAUCUGCGAUAUCUUGCUCUGACCACUGUUCCCAAGGUCUACCCCCGUCCAGGUCUUUUCGACGACAGACUCCUCGAUGAGAUUGAUGAUCUUCGCGAGACACAUCCCCUCAAGGAGGAUCUGAUAAUCAAUGCUGUGGAGCUUUUCCGGCAAUGCCAGCAACUAGAGACAGUAUGCUUGAAGGAUGUUUUCGACGGACACGUCUUCCUGCCCACCAGAAAUGGUAAAGAGAUUACUGUCGAUGACACCGUCUUCACCGAUGAGGAUGGGUUUACACUCGGUUGGCCGGUUCUUUCGACUAUGUAA